GAGGAGGCCUGCGACUUUAAGAGGUGGGGCUGAGGGCUGCUGUGGCGGAGGCGGAUUGGCUGCGAGGAACUCCCCCGGACGUGACGCAGGGCGCGCGCACAGACACACAUGGCGGCGCACAUUGGACCCCACAUGGCGGCGUUCUGGAAGAAGCUGUUGCGGCUUCCGGCUUGGGGCCGCCCUUUGGGACGACGCGAGGGCAGCCUGAGCACCGAUGCCGGGUCUGCGGUGCGAGUGCGGUUUGCUCCUAGUCCCACAGGCUUCCUGCACCUGGGCGGCCUCCGCACAGCGCUGUACAACUACAUCUUCGCCAAGAAGCACCAGGGCCGUUUCAUCCUGAGGCUGGAGGACACCGAUCAGACCCGCCUCGUGCCUGGGGCGGCCGCCAACAUCGAGGCCAUGCUCGAGUGGGCAGGCAUCCCCCCUGACGAGAGCCCCUGCCGGGGCGGUCCUGCUGGGCCGUACCAGCAGUCUCAGCGCCUAACACUGUACGCCCAGGCCACCGAGGCGCUUCUGGAGACUGGAGCUGCCUACCGCUGCUUCUGCUCGCCCCAGCGCCUGGAGCUGCUGAAGAAGGAGGCCUUGCGGAACCACCAGACACCCCGGUACGACAAUCGCUGCCGGGACUUGAGCCAGAGCCAGGUGGCCCAGAAGCUGACCAAGGACCCCACUCCUGCCAUCCGCUUUCGCCUGGAAGAGGAGGUGCCUGCCUUCGAGGACCUGGUGUAUGGCUGGACUCGGCAUGAAGUGGCCAGCGUGGAGGGAGACCCGGUCAUCCUGAAGAGUGACGGCUUCCCCACAUACCACUUGGCCUGUGUGGUGGAUGACCACCACAUGGGCAUCAGCCAUGUGCUGCGGGGCUCCGAGUGGCUCGUGUCCACCUCCAAGCACCUGCUGCUCUACCGGGCCCUGGGCUGGCAGCCUCCUCGCUUUGCCCAUCUGCCCCUGCUGCUCAACAGGGAUGGCAGCAAGCUGUCCAAGAGACAAGGGGACAUCUUCCUGGAACACUUUGCGGCUGUCGGCUUCCUGCCCGAGGCCCUACUUGACAUCAUCACCAACUGUGGCUCGGGGUUCGCAGAGAACCAGAUGGGCAGGACCCUGCCGGAGCUGAUAGCACAGUUUGACCUAAGCCGGGUCAGCUGCCACUCGGCCCUGCUGGACCUGGAGAAGCUCCCAGAAUUCAACAGGGUGCACCUGCAGCGCCUGGUGAGCAGUGAGAGUCAGCGGCGACAGCUAGUGGGGAAGCUGCAGGCUCUGGUGGAGGCAGCGUUUGGCAGCCAGCUGCAGGACAGACGCGUGCUUGAGCCGGCCUACUUGGACAGGAUUAUGCUGCUGAGACAGGGUCACAUCUGCCGCCUGCAGGACUUAGUCUCCCCCUCCUACGCCUACCUGUGGACUCGUCCUGCCGUGGACCGAGCACAACUAGGGGCUAUCUCAGAGAAAGUAGACACGAUCGCCAAGCGGGUUUUGGGGCUUCUGGAAAGAUCUGGUGCGAGCUUAACCCAGGAGGUGCUGAGUGAAGAGCUGAGGAAGCUACCAGAAGGUCUGGAAGGCACCAAGUACAGCAGUGUGAUGAAGCUCCUGCGUGUGGCCCUCAGUGGACAGCCGCAAGGACCCCCUGUAGCUGAGAUGAUGAUGUCCUUGGGACCAGAGGAAGUCCGGGAGCGAAUCCAGAAUGUACUCUCCAGCUAGGAGGAGCUGUGUGCCACAGAGGAGGGACCCCAAGGAACUCAGCUGCUGGGAUGCUAACUGCGUUUGGGGCAGGAGGAGGGCAGCCUGAGCCCCACCUCGAGGCUUGCUGGAGGAACCAAGAAGAGAAGUGGAAUCUUGGGCUGCACGCUUCAUGGCUGUCGCUCCAAGGCAUUGGGCCCGGGAAGCCCAGUUCACCUCACCUCCUUGGCCCUGGGAAGGACGUCUCCGUGGCUGGGGCUUAACCCUACAGUGUGUAUUUGAGGUUACAAGUUGGUUCAUGCCAGAGUCAGCAUCCACAAAUCCUCUAGGCGACCUGGGCUGUUGGACCAACACACAUUGUCUUCCUCACGGUCUACAUGCUGUAAGUGCAAGAUGCAGGUGUGCACAGGGCUGACCUCUGCCACUGAGAUGGCUCCCGUGACCUGUGGGUGACUGUCUCCUCACUGUGUCCUCAUUGGGUCUGUCUGUGCAUGUGUUCCUGACUAUUUUCUGUGUGUCCCCGUCUGCCAAGGACCUUGGGCAGAUUAGAUUAGGGGCCACCACCCAGCAGCCUCGUGGUAUCUUAAUCACCUCUUUACGGGCCUUGUCUCCAAACACAGUCUGGAAUACUGGUAGUCAGGCUUUGAUGUAAGGAUUCAGACUAGGGGCUGGAGGGAGACUCAGAUCAGUCCAUCACAGUUCCACGGCAGUGUAGACUUUCCAGAUCCCAGUUCCGAGGAUCAGUCUGGACUAGUGAAGUUAAGGGCUUGUAGCAGGCAGGGCUGACUGGACAUCAGUCUCUGGGCAGGUGUAACAGGAGUUUACUCAUUCACCAGAUGUAAGCACUACUGUCUUAGGCUGUGCUUUGUCCUGGGACCUUGGGCACCCAGGGCUCAUUAACCUUAAAGGUCAUUUCUUCCUCUAGAUGUGGUCCUGGACUCGAAAACUGUUCUCCAUCCAGCAGCCAUUGACCAGGUGCCCAGAGCCGAUAAGAAUACAUGUGGCCUACUGACUGACGGUCAAUAGCUGAAGUUUAUUAACAGCAUCAGACUUUUUAAAGACAGGUGAUCAUGUAGGCAUCAGGGAGAGGGGCUUGAGGAGUUUACAUUUCAACAGUAAGAAGAAGUCUCCUAAUACACAAUUUGUUCAUCUAGCAGGUUCUUUUCCUCAGUUUGUCAAUUCCUGUUCCCCUGCCUGGGGCAGGAAGUACCUGUCUUUGAUCUGUUAUCUAAACCUGCAGACUGUGGAGUUUCUUGCCUAUUCAUUUCAAUAUUAACUGCUCCCAGGGGCCUUCCCGGCAGAAUUGCAAACUAGCUCUGGCUCUACACUGGCAAGGAUUCCCAAUGUCCUCUCUUUAAUCAGUUGUUUUCCUACAGAUCUGGUCAGUUGUCCUCCUUCAGGGAACCUUCACCCUGCUUGUCAUGUCUUCUGCUUUAUUUUUCCUCUUCCUCCAUCACUCCUAAGCUGCAGUUUCUGCCAUGAAGUGUUCUUGGGGUCUUGGGUAAAUGAGAACACCUCAAGUGAGCAGAGGAUGUUGGCUAGGUUCAGGAAUCGCUCCCAGGCUUCGGGGCUUUCCCUGGUGGCAACUGAUCUCCAGUGAUCCCCGCCUCCCAGUGGUCAUACCCUCAUGUGCUUCCUUACCAUGCUUGGGAGAGUUGACUUGCAUAAGCAGUAGGCUACUUGGAAAAUGAUAGAUCUUGAUUUCUGAGCCUAGCUCAUGAACUACCUCAUGGCUACCAUCUUGUUUUCUCGGAUCCCUUACGAUGUGGGUGGCCAGCUUGUAAGUUAUGACGAAGCGGGCCUGUGUGAUAAGGACUGGAGGACCCUCUAGUCAGCAGCAGCCUUGUGAGUAUGUCACCGUGGCAGCUGAUGUUCCGGGCUCAGCCAAGCAUCAGAUGACUGCAGUCCUGCCUAACCUCUUCCUUUCCUGUGACCUCCCUGAGAGACCCUGAGCCUGCACCACCCAACGAAGCUGGGUGUAAAUAUUUGUUGUGUUAAGCUGCUAGGUUUUGGGAUAAUUUGUUACCCAGCCACAGG
Messenger RNA from Ochotona princeps (American pika), 3708 nucleotides. It is a transcript of the gene EARS2, whose product is annotated as glutamyl-tRNA synthetase 2, mitochondrial. NCBI's taxonomy places the organism in Eukaryota, Metazoa, Chordata, Mammalia, Lagomorpha, Ochotonidae. Gene Ontology annotation, biological process: glutamyl-tRNA aminoacylation. The record is from RefSeq and is a predicted model, not a curated record. Gene Ontology annotation, molecular function: zinc ion binding; ATP binding; glutamate-tRNA ligase activity. The transcript is spliced from 9 exons. The coding region runs from base 109 to 1692 and encodes 527 amino acids.